Messenger RNA from Laccaria bicolor S238N-H82, 672 nucleotides. RefSeq lists its product as uncharacterized. The transcript has 2 exons. The record is from RefSeq and is a predicted model, not a curated record. The coding region runs from base 1 to 672 and encodes 223 amino acids. NCBI's taxonomy places the organism in Eukaryota, Fungi, Basidiomycota, Agaricomycetes, Agaricales, Hydnangiaceae.
AUGCCUUGGCAAUCUGGUAGAGAGCCAGAUACUCAACGCCAUGAUGAACCUACACCUGAUAUUGAAAGAUCUCAUUACUUCAGUCCUUCACGGUUUUAUUGUGUUGAGACAAUCACUGCUCCUUGUGGUGUUGUUAUUGCCUGGGCUAAAUUUCCUAAGUCUGAAUCUCCCACAAAUAUUCUUAACUUUCUGGAGUCAGUUUAUCCUACUGCUGAAUCACGUCCAGAUUACAUCUGUAUUGAUAAGGCUUGUCUACUACUACGAACAGCGAUAAGCAAUGGAAGCUGGGACAGAAUCUGGAAACAUACAACACAGUUCAUUGUUGAUAGUUACCACUAUAUUAAUCACCGUGUUGGUGAUUAUAUUUGUCGCAAAUGGUGUAAUCCUGCACCAUUGAAUGGCUCAGCCCCAAAUUUAGUUGUUGUCGAAAAAGACAAACAUGGUCGACCAUACUACAAGCGAGCAUUUAACACACAGGCCUGUGAACAGUUGAAUGCCUGGUUGGGUGGUUUUGAGUCCAUCCUGAAAAGGAUGACACAGGGAAACUUUGAUUGGUUUUUGUCCAUAGCUAGCAAAACAAUCUCGGUGGCAUCAAAAUGGGCGACCAUCAGCCUCAGCCACACUGUGUAUGCCUUUCGCAAGCUAGUGCAACUGGCAGCAUUUCAGAGUUAG